This is a messenger RNA of Dalotia coriaria, 2195 nucleotides long. Its product is annotated as nucleolar protein 58. Gene Ontology annotation, cellular component: small-subunit processome; box C/D methylation guide snoRNP complex. Gene Ontology annotation, molecular function: snoRNA binding. NCBI's taxonomy places the organism in Eukaryota, Metazoa, Arthropoda, Insecta, Coleoptera, Staphylinidae. The record is from RefSeq and is a predicted model, not a curated record.
AUAGCACAUGCUCGAUAGACUUCCCUUUUCGAAAUGUGUGUGUCGCGUUGAUCACGACGCCGAUUGUUGUUUCGUUCGACAAUAAAUAAGUACAUUUUUUAUUGUUGAGUUGAUUUAAAUUACUAACACAAUAUGUUGGUGCUGUUCGAGACCGCGGCCGGCUACGCCAUUUUUAAGCUUCUUGAUGACAAGAAACUUAAGGAAUCUGAUGAUUUAUACACUCAUUUCAAUAGUCCCGAAUCAGCGAGUAAAGUUGUAAAAUUAAAGCAUUUUGAGAAGUUUGCUGACACAACUGAGGCUUUGGCUGCUACCACUGCUGCAGUUGAAGGCAAACUAUCAAAAAGUUUAAAGAAAGUUCUCAAGCAGUAUGUGGAUCAGGAGGUGCAAGAUAAACUCUUGGUUGCUGAUGCAAAGCUGGGCAGUGCCAUCAAAGAAAAGUUGAAUCUGCAAUGUGUCUCCAAUACAUCAGUUCAGGAAUUAAUGAGAUGCAUUCGUUCCCAAAUGGAUAGUUUAUUGGCUGGUCUUCCUAAGAAGGAAAUCACAGCUAUGUCCUUGGGUCUUGCUCAUUCACUUUCGCGCUACAAGCUGAAAUUUUCGCCUGAUAAGAUUGACACUAUGAUUGUUCAAGCAGUGUGUCUGCUUGAUGAUCUUGACAAGGAGUUGAAUAACUACAUUAUGAGAUGCAGAGAGUGGUAUGGUUGGCAUUUCCCUGAAUUAGGAAAGAUUGUUCAAGACAAUGUUGCUUUUGUAAAGACCGUUAAAAUUAUCGGCACUCGGGAAAAUGUUGCGACGUCAGAUUUAUCUGAUAUUUUGCCAGAAGAAAUUGAAGCACAAGUUAAAGAAGCAGCCGAAAUAUCAAUGGGCACGGAAAUUUCCGACGACGAUAUCUUGAACAUUCAGCACCUGUGCGAUCAAGUCAUUGAAAUUUCCAGUUAUCGCACGCAACUGUAUGAAUAUUUGAAGGCCAGAAUGAUGGCGAUGGCUCCAAAUUUAACAGUGCUGGUUGGUGAUUUGGUCGGCGCUCGGUUGAUUUCCCAUGCAGGAUCGUUGAUAAAUCUCGCUAAACAUCCUGCUUCAACUGUGCAGAUACUCGGUGCUGAAAAAGCUCUGUUUCGGGCGUUGAAAACCAAGAAAGAUACGCCGAAAUAUGGUAUUAUUUAUCAUUCCCAAUUAGUUGGUCAGUGCAGCACGAAGAAUAAAGGUAAAAUGUCCAGAAUGCUGGCCGCUAAAGCUGCGUUAGCCACGCGUGUAGAUGCUGGGGAAGACGGUUCAUUUGAUUUGGGUGCUGAGCAUAAAGCCAAGCUGGAAUCUCGCUUGCGUAUUCUUGAAGAAGGCAACCUGAAACGCAUUAGCGGCACUGGCAAAGCGAAAGCCAAAUUUGAAAAAUAUCAAGGUGUCAGCGAAAUCAAACAGUAUCCGGCUGCUGCAGACAGCACGUUGCCGUCAACUAGUAAACGUAAGCGUUCCGAAUCUGAAGUGGAGACUCCGGUUGAGGUGAAGGAGGAAAAAGAUGAAGCUGCUCCUGUGACUCCUAAACAAAAGAAGAAAAAGGAUAAGAAGGUUAAGUCCGAGGCUGAAGACGAUUCUCAAGAGGAAGUAACACAUCAGAAAAAGAAGAAGAAGCCUUCAACCGGCGACGAUGAUUCACAAGAAGACGCUGCUCAAACUGUGACACCGAAGUCCGAAAAGAAAAAGAAGAAGAAAAAGUCCGAGAGCGAGGCCAUGGAGGAGGCACCUGUGGAAGAAGCUGCAGAGCCGACUUCCGAAAAGAAAAAGAAGAAGAAGAAGAAAAGUCUGGGAGCAGCCGAAGAUGAUUAGAUUCAAAAUGAGAAGAGAUAUUUUUACAUUUAUCUCCAAGUUCCAUUGGAGGAAAAUGGGCUUACAUAGUUUUCAUAAGUCAAGUAUGAAAGUCCGUUUUUAAAACUAAAUCACAAUUUAAAUAGUAAUCACAUAUUUUAUUAUGCGAGUACGAUUUAAAGAGCUAUUUCGUUAAAUGUAAUUACUUUUAUAAAGAACAGGACGGAAGAUUUUUAAUUUUUGUACAAGUUGUGACAUUCAUUUUGUGAUUUCCAAUCGCAUACUUUUUUGCAAUGCCAACAUAAAGAAGAAUUUAAAUAAGGAUCAUUUUUAGUUUAAAAAAUUGUUAAUCCUACUUGUAUACUACUUGUAGUUUUAAUACAUCCAAUUAAAAACUA